GAGCGAGCGAGCGAGCGCCGAGCUGGCUGGGCCGUGGAGGGCGGAUGGCGGACUCGCAGACGUUCUGCGUGGCCGAGGAGCGCAGCGGCCACUGCGCCGUGGUGGACGGACACUUCCUCUACGUGUGGGGGGGCUACGUGUCUAUUGAAGACAAUGAGGUAUAUUUGCCAAAUGAUGAAAUUUGGACCUAUGACAUUGAUAGCGGACUGUGGAAAAUGCACCUAAUGGAAGGAGAGCUCCCGACUUCCAUGUCGGGGAGCUGCGGGGCUUGCAUCAGCGGAAGCCUGUAUGUUUUUGGAGGAUACGAUGACAAAGGAUACAGCAACCGACUUUACUUUGUCAAUUUACGAACACACGAUGGAACCUACAUCUGGGAAAAAAUCACCAAGUUUGAUGGACAACCACCCACGCCACGUGAUAAACUUUCCUGCUGGGUGUAUAAAGACAGAUUAAUAUACUUCGGUGGUUAUGGGUACAGAAGGCACAGUGAGCUUCAGGACUGUUUUGAUGUCCACGAUGCAUCUUGGGAAGAGCAGAUAUUCUGGGGAUGGCACAAUGAUGUUCACGUGUUUGACACAAGGACAAGGACUUGGUCUCAACCAGAAAUUAAAGGUGGAGUUCCACCACAGCCACGAGCCGCGCAUUCAUGUGCAGUUCUGGGAAAUAAGGGUUAUGUCUUUGGCGGACGCGUUUUGCAAACUAGGAUGAAUGACUUACACUAUCUAAACCUGGAUACCUGGAUUUGGUCUGGAAGGAUUCCUGUUAAUGGAGAAAGCCCCAAACAUCGGUCAUGGCACACGUUAACAGCAAUAGCUGACGAUAAGCUUUUCCUAUUUGGUGGACUAAGUGCAGAUAAUAUCCCAUUAAGUGAUGGCUGGAUUCAUAAUAUAAUAACAAACUGUUGGAAACAACUCAGACAUUUACCUUACACCAGGCCCAGGUUAUGGCACACGGCCUGUUUGGGAAAAGAAAGUGAAAUAAUGGUAUUUGGUGGGAGCAAAGAUAACUUACUUUUCUUGGACACAGGUCAUUGUAAUGAUUUACUGAUCUUUCAAACACAGCCCUAUUCACUGCUUCGAUCAUGUCUUGACUGCAUUGGGAAAAAUGCUAUUAUUUUAAAAAGUCAAUUAUCAUUAUUACCUCCUAAACUUCUUCAGCAAGUUCUCAAAAAAAUAACAUUUUGGACUGCAGCCAAUUACAGAAAAGAGCAAAGAGUCCGAAAAGAAGAAACAGAAAACAAUCAGCUAUGCGUCAGUAGCCACUGAAUUGCUGCAGGCCCAGUAUGUCAAAGUGUUUUGAUCAGACUACACAUUUGACCCUCUCCUGCAGUCACAGGCUUUAUUUAAAGGAUACAAUUACAAAUGUUUUGCUACUGUGAUUACAUGGUGUGUGGGGGGGGGGGUAAUACAUGGAAAUAAGAUG
This is a messenger RNA of Acomys russatus (golden spiny mouse), 1422 nucleotides long. RefSeq names its product kelch domain containing 1 (gene Klhdc1). The coding region runs from base 45 to 1265 and encodes 406 amino acids. Lineage: Eukaryota; Metazoa; Chordata; Mammalia; Rodentia; Muridae. The record is from RefSeq and is a predicted model, not a curated record. The transcript is spliced from 13 exons. Gene Ontology annotation, molecular function: protein binding.